AUGGACAUCUGCUCCGGAAUCUUACUGUCCGACGACCGAUGUUCACCAAUUCCCCAAGACAUCCUUCUCCUUGCAAAUGAUAGCCAUUCGCAUGUCAUUGAGGAAAGUCCACCACAUCCACCAGCAGUUAGAACAAGAAAGCGGCAGGCCGGAACUACAGAACCAGAAAACCUCGAACCAGAGACUUGUAUUGCCGAUAGAAAGCGGCAGGCCGGAACUACAGAACCAGACGACCUCGAACCACAUACUUGUAUUGCCAAUCCCUGCUAUCCAAGCAAGCGCCGCAAGGAAAAUUCAAUGCAGGAAGCACGAAUUUCCCCUUCUCUACUGCGUCAAGCAUCGGACGCCUAUAAGGAUGGCAACUUCCAGCUAGCUGCGCAACACUUUCGUUUGCUGUUGUGUCUCUAUCGUGAGCAGAAGCCACAGAACAUGCCAGGGUGCCCUGAUACCGACAUGAUUCGAGUUUGUCUGGAUCUCACUCGGUGUUACUUAAACCUGAAACUGGCGGACACGGCUCAUGAGGUCCUGGAAGACGCUUGGCAUCCUAAUAGGACACUGACAAUUGACAUUAAACAUACACUCUUCGUGGAUUUGUCGCGACUAUAUUGUGAGGUACAGGCCCAGCAAAUCCUGCUCUCGAAAGAUAAGAACAAUGACUUGGGUGGCGCACAGGAAGAAGAUGAACGGGCAACAGUGGAAUCUUUGAAACUUAUCUAUAAUUAUGGUACUCAAUACUUUUUCGAAGGACAGCCACAAAACGCUAUGGUUCUCUUGAGUAAUGCAGUGCGUCGAACAGAGGGAAACAGUCACAUACAUAUUGGAGAAAGUUUGAAGAAUGCAUUGGUUGAGAUUCACCUGCUUUUGGCUGAGGCCUUUCUCUGUCUCGGGCAGCUUGAAGAUGUCCUGACUACUUUAAAAAAAUUGUGGAGUCCGAUUAACUAUCUAUACAUUGACCAACGCCAUCAACACUUCCUUUGGUUGGCUAGGGUCCAUGCGCGCGCCACCAAACCGUAUACUGAUCCAAACAGAGAAAACAACUGCUUCAUCGCCAAAAAACUUGACCUUUACGAACGCUUAGGUCUUUCACAUACUGCUACCGCCGUUGAUAUCAAAAAAGCCUACAAACGAUGCAGUUUGCUCUUUCAUCCGGACAAGAGUGGAGACACUUUUGCCUUCCAGCAAAAGAUUUGUUUAUAUUAUUUGGUCUCUUCUUUAUCAGAUCAGGGAGGCAUAUGA
This is a messenger RNA of Melampsora larici-populina 98AG31, 1236 nucleotides long. RefSeq lists its product as uncharacterized. Bases 1 to 1236 code for a protein of 411 amino acids. Lineage: Eukaryota; Fungi; Basidiomycota; Pucciniomycetes; Pucciniales; Melampsoraceae. Gene Ontology annotation, molecular function: protein binding. The record is from RefSeq and is a predicted model, not a curated record. The transcript has 5 exons.